UACAUCCUCACAUCUGAGUCAAAAGGAAACAAAAGCCCAAGUGAAGGCUGAAGUUUUGAGCAUCCUCAUGCACUCAGCAGAUCUCUGCAAUGCAAUCCACUGGCUGCCCCCAGGAUUUCUUUGGGCUGGACGAUUCCCUCCCUGGUUAGUGGGUCUCCUGGGGACCAUAUCUUCCCUGAUUGGUAUCUACCAGGCAUCCAGAGGAGGAAAUUCUGAUGCUGUCUAA
Messenger RNA from Merops nubicus (carmine bee-eater), 226 nucleotides. It is a transcript of the gene PEX11G, whose product is annotated as peroxisomal biogenesis factor 11 gamma. The transcript has a single exon. The annotation marks the transcript as partial. The record is from RefSeq and is a predicted model, not a curated record. Gene Ontology annotation, biological process: peroxisome fission. NCBI's taxonomy places the organism in Eukaryota, Metazoa, Chordata, Aves, Coraciiformes, Meropidae. Gene Ontology annotation, cellular component: peroxisomal membrane.